Molecule: messenger RNA, 4620 nt
Organism: Poecilia reticulata (guppy)
Lineage: Eukaryota; Metazoa; Chordata; Actinopteri; Cyprinodontiformes; Poeciliidae
Gene: spata2
Product: spermatogenesis associated 2
Biological process (GO): protein linear deubiquitination; protein K63-linked deubiquitination; regulation of necroptotic process
Cellular component (GO): cytoplasm
Source: RefSeq, a predicted model, not a curated record
CACGUGGGUGACACGAUGCUGACGCUCUGAGAGCAUGCGCAUUGCGAUGAAGGGAAUUUUCAACAGCUGAGGAGGCGUAACUAGCCAGGCUAACAUUUGCUUAAGUUUGGAAAUUGCUGAAAACAACCGUUUGGUUAAGAAUGACUUUUCCAAAUGAGUGACCUCAAACUCUACAAAUACUAAAGCAAAGGGACUCCAUAAAUCCAACUUUGAAUUACCAGAGAGCAAGUCUCCUCCUUGCUGUCUGCGUGACACCGACCCAUUUGUCUUGAAACAAGUUAUUCUUUGAGAUUAAGAAGAGAUGUCCAGACAAAGACGACCAUACAGGCUGCUGCCUUGCUCCACCAACUGAAAGCUACCAAAACACAGUUUUUUGUGGUUAGAGCAUGGGCUUUUGAGUCUAUCUGCUGCUCUCUCGCUCCAGAAUAUUGGAAUUUAGUGUGUGCCAAUGUGCACUGUAAAUUAUGCUCACCUAAAAUGGUGCUUGAAUGCGGCAUCCCCAAUCGAGGCGUGCCUGAAGAGCUGAGGGUCUCUCUGGUAUCUGAAUGAUUGUCUGUUGCAAAUAAUGGAUGCCAAGUUGAGAGAGGACCUGUUCCGGAGGUAUGUGACGGCACUGGAAAGGCGUCCGGAGGGGGGAUAUUCGGGAACUGGAAGUACGUUGGAGGGAGACAAAAGCAGACACAAGGACAGCGAGUCCCUACUCUCGACAGCGACGGCUCUGCUCGGAGCCUAUCAGCCAGAUCCUGGACAGCGAUUUCGCAUGGUCCGUUUCUACGAGAUGGUGGAGAACUCGCUGCGAUGCCAGAGAGGAGGCAACCUUAAGAGCCUGGAGAGGGCCUUUCACACUCUGGAAACCAUCUGCACCAACCUUCUGCUCUUUCCUUGGAAGAAAGAGUUUCGAUGUAUAAAGACCUUCACAGGUCCUUAUGUGUACCACCUGCAGUCUGCCAUUUCUGACGCCGAACUCCGAACGCUAAUGCGUACCAUUGGAUAUACCUGUGACCAUGAUUCGCAAUUCCGUUUGUUGGACCACCCAGGGGACAGCAGUCAUCUCCGCCAGCUAGCCUUCGAGCUGUUCCUGGCCCAGGCAGAGUGUCGUCUACUAGGGGAGGUGGUGGCUCUCGCCCGCGGUUCCGCCUCGGAGCUGGAAGCUCUGGAGCUCCGCCGGGGUUGUAGAGAUGAUGCAGCUGGUUGUGCUGAGGCGCUGCGCAGACGAGACAGCCUCGGGGCAGAUAUCGCUCGGUUGUCUGUUCGACCGUUGGAUAUAGAAAGGCCUCAUGCCCACCACCUGAGACGAGGAAGCCGACCGUCCAAGUCUGUGGAUGUUACAGAUGGGGCAGGUCACUGGCACCCAGCAGUCAACAAGCCUAUCCUGAAGGCAUCUCUGAGUCUAAGGAAGGAGCCUCUGUUUGUGGACACAGAGGAAGACAUGAAGGAUGAGAUCAUCAGGCCCAACACCUCUGCAUCUUUUUUCUCUAUCGCAGCUCCACCUUCCUACAGCCCUGUUGCAGACUUUUUCCCCAUGCAGUCGCCUCCUCCAGUUGACCCCUACACGUCCUACCACAUGUCCUCCUUAGAUGACAUUGACUUGUACACAGAGAGAGGUGGUGUCGGGAUGGGAGGAAGGCAAACUCCGUCUCGACCGCCAUCCAGAGAGCCGCGUGAUGCCAGAGAUGGCUGGCUUCUCAAAGCUCAUGGUAGUGUGAAGUGUCAGGGUUGUGGACUGGGAUGCUCCACAAUGGCAUCCUGUCAGAGGUGUGACAUGAUUCUUUGCUCCGCCUGCCACGAUAUAGAUCCGUCCCCCUGUUGUGGCCUCCAAGACUACCACUCGAAAUCCCCACGCCCCCUUGACGGAUACAUUCCCGUGAAGGAAAAGCUGUCGGUCUACUCUAACGCCCAGUCUCACCCCCAUCUCCAUCCACACCCUCUAACCCUGACCCAUUCUCAUCCCCAUCCUAACCCCCAGAUGUUGGAAAAACCCCUCAUGCCCACCAAACUGUUUCCAAGCAAGUCGGUUGCUAUGACAACACCAAAGGCAGGGAGCACGGAGCGCUUAAGUAUUGGGGGGUCACGAUGCGGGUUUUGCAACAAGCCAGGCGCAUCACACACCUGCGUAAAUUGCUCCAAGGUGUCGUGUGACUCUUGCAUGGGCUUGUAUGCGAAAGAUGUGUGCACACGAAAGAAUCCUCAGCACAACUUUGUGCCCAACCAUCAGCUCAACUUUAAAUCUGGCACCAUAUCACACCUAGUGUAUCGAUGAAGCAGGCAGGUGGAAUAAUCCCCUUCAGUACAAUCCCCUAACAUUUAAUGUAGUUUUGCACUAGUGCUUUAUGCUUGACUUACAUAGUUCAUUCUCUGUUUUCUGUUUUUAUCUGGUGGUUUCUUCUCCAACUUGUGCAUUCUCACUCGCUGACAGUAGACCCACGGAAUGCACAUGCCACAGAGCCGUGUCAUUAACCCAGCUCUCCGCUAGGCAUGGGCCGGUUUGAGAUUCUCACGCUGUGAUGAUCUUGGGUAAAAAAACCGAGCUCUGUCAUGGUAUACCCGCAUCAUGAUGGAGCACACACAGAAAAUGAAAACAAUAAAAUGUUAAACAUGUUAAAAUCAAUUAAAACAGAAGCAUUAGUUCUUCCCAAUGUGGAUAAAAUAAUGAGACAUUGGUCAUUAUAGCCUUUAUAUUUAUUUUUACACUUGUUAAAUUUUUGAGUAGUUUUUAAGUGUUGACUGUGCAGAAUACAAUAUUUUUACAGUUCUGCUCUUUAGAGUAACAAAAUUAGUCAGGCUACAUGGCGCUACCAUACGGUGAAAAUGAAAGGGGUGCACUGCACUACUCCAUGUACUGUGGCAUCUCAUUAUAGGAACUUUAUCAUAAAAUGCAACUUUGAAUUUACCAUUGGGAUUAAUAAAGUAUUUUGAACUGAAAUUUGAAUUUAAUAUGAAGGAACAGAAUGAGGGAAAUGUUUUUUUUUUUUUCUUCUUCUUAGAUUUAAAAUGUCCAUUUUGUAACAGUUUUAUACCUCAGUACAACUGGCCCAUGCCUACUCUCUGCCUUGUAAAGCUGUAAGCCUUUUCUCUAUUUAUUGGUUUUACCAGAAGACAUGCUUUUCAGUCAUCCUGCGUUGACGUUGCGCUUCCCACUGUUCUUAGUUUCUUUUACUCUCCACAUGGUGAAAACUGGACAAAUUAGUUAAACUUCAUCUCAUUGUAAUCAAAUCUGCCCUGACGAACAUUAUACACUUUGCCUAACUUCUCAGCUAAAAAUUAUUCUAAUAUAUUAAUGUAUAUACAUAAAUAGAUACAGUAUAUAUUUAUGUAUGAGUGUGUGUAUGUAUGUGUAGAAAAGACCUGAGCUUGCCUGAUAUUUAAAGGUAAUGUUUUAGAAAACUUGAACAAUGUUGGGGAAAAAAAAAAAAAAAGUAAUCACACUGGAAGUCAGUAACUCUCUGUUCUCUAGGACUAUGCGAGACUGUUAAAUGGGCAUGAGGUCUGGCAUUUUCUGGAUGUACAUCUUACAUAUGUUGAUGUGGGGUAGAAGAUAUCCUGAAGAGACAUAUGUUCUAUUUAAAAUAUUACGCCUUGUAAAUUUACCCUGAAAUAUUUGUAAUUUUCUUUCUUUGGCUCAGUUUUAAACGCUGCUGUGAACUCGAGAUGUUAAAGAUGAUUUUCGUCAGACCGUUGGUGUCAGUUCCAGGCCUCGUCCCUCUCAUUACUUCCCACAAACCCCACAUGAUUCAUGAUGCCUCCACAAAUGAGUGAUUCUCGUUCAGCUUCAAGUGGGGUCACAGGAAACCUUGUAAUGCUUGUAAACAAGUCUGGUGACUAACAAACAUAAAACUGUUGGUUGGUUUUUGGCAGCAUGAAGAUUUAUGCUCCUCAAUGGUUUCUGUCUACCUCAAUUCACAUCAGCUUACACCCAGUUUGACAUUGUGGAUUAAAACUAGCCUCAAUAUUCAGAGGAAAAAAUAAACGGAACAAAGCAUUUAAUUAACAAGUUGUCUGUGUUUAAAAAGUGGUGCGGUAACCUCAGAAAACCAUCCAAAUGUAUUAUAAAAUGGAAUCAGGUUUAGAUGUUUAUUUAGUGAUGGAGGAAUUGUGUAGAAUAUUCUUGUUACACAUACUUGACUCCAUUUUAAGAAGUAGCAAAAAACAAUUUUAAUUUGAAAUUUCUACUUUUCCUUACUUAACUGGGUUGCAUUUAUGUUUUUCUCUCUUGGUUGGAUAGGCAAAAGACGGAAACCACUUAUGUUGCAGUUCAGCUCAGCACUGAUACCAGCUCAGAGUCUCAUAAUUAAUUUAGACUCUAUUGCUUUCUAUUAUGGAAGUAUUUAACGUUAAUGGCUUUUCAAAGCAGACUUUUACUACACUACUUUUUGGGGAUGCACCAAUCAAUGAGGUCAGAGUUUAGAUCUGGAUAAGUUUCCCUCGAUGCGCUGUGAAGAAUGAUCGGUUAAUUCAGUGUAGAAAUGCAUCAGCAAUCAGCAUGUAGCUUGAUGCACUCAAUACAAAUUAAAGAUCGAGGAUUGAUGUUUUAUUGCCAUUGUUUUCAAAGCUACAGCUGCUGUCAAAGAAGCUAUUGCACAUUUUAUUUUUGUUGCUGUUCAGAAAAAAAAAAAAUCGGAA